GUACGUCAGUAAUUCUCUUGCAGAUUGUUAAAGGUAUUACAUGUUUUUUUUUUAAGAGAGAAUUAUUGGGGUGUUACAACAGAGUUGCUCCUUAGGUAGGUAGAACGUUGGGCUCGUGGAGUUGUCCGGAUGCAGGGGUCAUUAAAAUCAAUUGCGAUGCUCAUUUUGGUGCUGCAACCGGGUUGGAAAUGGUGAUCAGAAGUGAGUAGGGAGCUUGCCGAUUCGGUUUAAUCCUUUCGAGAAGACUGGGCUUUACUCAUGUGCAUCUUGAGAGUGACGCUGAGAAGGUGGUGGGUGCAAUCAGAUCAAAGGUUGUGGGUUUCUCUCCUAUAUUUUUAAUCUAUGAUGAUAUUAGUAGGUUGGCCUCAUGUUUUAGUUCUUUCUCUUUAUCUCAUGUCAAGCAUGCGGGUAAUAUUCUAGCGCAUAAUGUAGCUCGUUGGGAUGUUAGAGAUUGUAAUGAACUUAUAUCGUUAGGUCCUUUUUUCCCAAAGCUUGAUUACUUUGACGAAAAUUGAUCUCGUUUUAUGAAAUUCGCAGCUUGUUUUUUUUUUUUAAAAAAAAAUAUUGGGCUCCUUCAUAAAUUCCCCAAAAAAAAGAGUCAAAUUAAAAAAAUAAAAAUCAAACUAGUAUGAAAAACCACUACCACGCUGUCACGCACGCUUCUUCUCCACUCGUCCUCCAACACCGGCGUCCAAUACCUCGGCCGUCCGCCGCCACUCCACUGCCACCGCCCACUAUGCAUCUUUCUUCCUCACAUUCAUCUCUAAAUUCAAAGCAAUACUACGAGAGCAGGGUAAAAUUCCUGGAUGCGCAGAAAGCUGCUGGAAUCAAUCCGUACCCUCAUAAGUUCAAUGUUACGAUGACUGUAGCUGAUUUCAUAGGGACAUAUGAGGGGUUGGACAAUGGGGAAUAUCUUGAGGAUGUGUUAGUUUCUUUGGCGGGAAGGGUUAGGAGCAAGCGCCCAUCUUCAUCAAAGCUUCUCUUCUAUGAUUUGUAUGGUGGUGGUGCCAAAGUCCAAGUUGUCGCUGAUACUAGGAGUUCUGAGUUGGAGGAAGCUGAAUUUUCCAAGUUCCAUUCUUCUGUGAAAUGUUUUGAUAUUGUUGGCGUAAUUGGAUUCCCUGGGAAAAAGAGAGGGAUGCUAAGUAUUUUUUCGAAGUCUUUUGUUGUUUUAUCUCAUUGCCUCCGUGUAAUGCCUAUACAAGAACAACCUUCAGAGAAUGUUAAUUUGAACAAGAGUCAAGUUUGGGUCCCGGGAAAUACAAGGAAUCCUGACUUGUACCUCCUGGAUGAUGAAGAAACUCGAUAUAGCAUGCGGUUCUUGGACUUAAUGUUGAAUGAUGAAGCAAGAGAAGUAUUCAAGACCCGUUCAAAGGUUAUCACAUAUAUGAGGACGUUUCUGGACAAUCUAAAUUUUUUAGAGGUUGAAACACCCAUAAUGAAUAUGAUUCCUGGGGGUGCAGCUUCUGCAAGAUCAUUUGUGACCCAUCAUAAUGAGCUGAAUAUGAAGCUAUGUAUGCGUACUGCGCCUGACGUUUAUUUAAAGCAGCUAGUCGUUGGUGGACUAGACCGUGUCUAUGAAAUUGGAAAGCAAUUUAGCAAUGAGGCUAUUGACCAGAGACGUAACCCUGAGUUCACCACUUGCAAGUUCUAUAUGGCAUAUUCAGAUUACAAUGAUCUGAUGUGGCUGACCGAAAAGAUGUUGAGUGAGAUAGUGAAGGUAUUAACUGGUAGUUUCAUUAUUAAAUGUCAUUCAAAUGACCCAGAUAAGGAGUUCAUUGAGAUUGAUUUUACACCUCCAUUCAGGAGGAUUAAUGUGAUAGAUGAAUUAGAAAAAUUUACUCAGCUAUCCAUACCACAGGAUUUAGCUAGUGAAGAAGCUAACAAAUUUUUGAUGGAUGUAUGCUCGAAAUAUGAUGUGAAAUGUCUGCCUCCACUAACAUCAGCUCGCUUGCUUCAUAAACUGGUUGGACAUUUUUUGGAGGAAACUUGUUUAAAUCCAACCUUCAUUAUGGAUUAUCCAGAAAUGAUUCAUCCUUUGGCCAAGUGCCACAGAUCAAAGCCUGGCUUGACUGAGUAUUUCAAGUUGUUUGUGAACAAAAAUGUGCUUUGCAAUGGUUGCACUGAAGCAAAUGAUCCAAUGGUACAGCACCGACGAUUUACUGAUCAACUGAAAGAUCCACAAUCAGAUGGUGGAGCAGUGGUUUUGGAUGAGACUUGUACAGCGCUUGAGUAUGGGCUGCCUCCUUCUGCUAGUUGGGAAUUGGGUAUUGAUUAUCUAGCAAUGUUGGUGACUGAUUCCCGAAGCAUACAGGAAGUCUUGUUCUUUCCUGCCAUGAAGCCUCUGUUUGAGCCAUCUACUGAUGAAAGUCAUUGUUCAUCAUCAUCAUCUAUGUCUUCCUCUUUCCGUAUUGUUGUCAUUGGAGACACCCAUGAAGAAUGGACACUAGAACAUGACUCCAAAGCACUCCAAUUUCUACAGCCUGAUCUGGUGCUGUUCACAGGUGACUUUGGCAAUGAGAAUGUUGAGCUUGUAAAGAGUAUCGCGAAGCUUAAUUUCCCUAAAGGAGCAAUACUUGGAAAUCAUGAUGCCUGGUCUACUAGUAAGUUCUCCAAUAAGGAGAAAGAUGGAGUUCAACUUCAGCUGGAAUACCUUGGUGAAGCACAUGUUGGAUAUGACUGCUUGGACUUCCCUCCGUUAAAGCAUAGUGUUGUAGGUGGGAGACCAUUUUCUUGUGGAGGCGAUCAGUUUUUCAGGAAAAAGCUUAUAAUGGCCAGAUAUGGAGUACAUAACAUGGAAGAAAGUGCUGAACAAAUUUACAAGGCUGCUUUACGGACUCCAAAGGAAAAUUCCAUAAUACUUCUCUCACAUAAUGGGCCAAGAGGUCUUGGUUCUGGCAAAGAUGACAUAUGCGGCAUUGAUUGGAAGCCAGAAGCUGGAGAUCAUGGGGAUUCAGAUCUAGCACAAGCAAUUUUGCAAUUGAAAGAGACCACCAACUAUAACAUUCCUUUGAUAGUGUUUGGGCACAUGCAUAAAGAAUUGUUUUGCGGAGGUUCUCGAAAGAUGAUAGCAAUGGAUGGGGAAACCAUGUACCUAAAUGCUGCUAUUGUUCCUAGAGUGAAGUAUCCAAGCUCUGGAGGUACAAUUCGGGCAUUCACAGUGGUAGAUUUUUCAGGUGGCAAAGUAGUUAGGGUAGUAGAAACUUGGGUGUCAAUCUUAGAUGAUGAGUCCUCACUUGAAGAGGAGCAUCUUCUGUUUUGUAGUAACUAGUUUUCAAUUUAUGUAUGUAUAGAAACAUUAAAUAAAAAACGUUAGUAUAUAGCUUUAUCAAUCAUUUACACUAA
This is a messenger RNA of Chenopodium quinoa (quinoa), 3342 nucleotides long. RefSeq names its product lysine--tRNA ligase-like. NCBI's taxonomy places the organism in Eukaryota, Viridiplantae, Streptophyta, Magnoliopsida, Caryophyllales, Amaranthaceae. Bases 629 to 3268 code for a protein of 879 amino acids. The transcript is spliced from 6 exons. Gene Ontology annotation, cellular component: cytoplasm; cytosol. Gene Ontology annotation, biological process: lysyl-tRNA aminoacylation. The record is from RefSeq and is a predicted model, not a curated record. Gene Ontology annotation, molecular function: lysine-tRNA ligase activity; hydrolase activity; tRNA binding.